This is a messenger RNA of Eimeria maxima, 2896 nucleotides long. Its product is annotated as 3',5'-cyclic nucleotide phosphodiesterase , related. The record is from RefSeq and is a predicted model, not a curated record. Gene Ontology annotation, molecular function: 3',5'-cyclic-nucleotide phosphodiesterase activity. The transcript has 6 exons. The annotation marks the transcript as partial. Lineage: Eukaryota; Apicomplexa; Conoidasida; Eucoccidiorida; Eimeriidae. Gene Ontology annotation, biological process: signal transduction.
AUGGAGGGGCGUGAGAGACAGGGAGAGGGGGCAUCAAUGCCUGCUUCUCCCACCUCUGCGUUGCUUGGCUAUGGGGGUAGCCGUGCUGCUGCUGCUGGUACAGCAGCAGGAGGAGGGGGAGGAAGCGGUAUGCAUGCAUCUAGCAGCAGCACUCCUCCCGUGAGUUUUUCUCCUAUAUUACGUAAGUCGGGUAGUUUGACGUCUCCUUCAUUACCAGGAUCAACAUCAGCAGCAGCAACAGGUGGAGGAGGAGGAGGAGGAGCAGGAACAGGAGCAGCAGCAGGAACAGCACCUAGCAGCAGCAGCCGUGAGGAGGAGCGUCGUCGCGACUUCCAGAGGAUAAAGACUGUCUCCUUUGCUAAUUUAGAGACAGUAGGAGGAGGAGGAGCCAUAAGUUGUUCCUUAGCAUCUGAGGGAGAUAAUACAGCAGCAGGAGAUUCUGCUGCUGCUGUACCUGCAGCAGCAGCAGGAACAACAACAGGAGGAGGAGGAGGAGGAGGAGGAGGAGGACCACCAAGACUAGAAGGUGUAUCCUCUCCUGUUCCUGCUGCACUUACUGAUGACGAGACAGAGCAUCAUAGUGUUAGUGCUGUAUCUGGUGCAUUUGCCUUAUACCCUCAUAGUUAUAACAGCAGCAGCAGCAACAUUUCUUUAUAUUUACCCUUUGGCAGCAAAUUCUCUUCUUCUUAUUUAUGCUGCUGCUGCAGCAGAUUAUGUCGUUGGUGUCGUCGUCUAGGUCCUGGUAAUGAUUUAGCAUUUCAUACCCGUGAGGAUUUGCUGCUGCAGCAGCAGCAGCAGCAGAAACGUCAUGGGGGUCGUCUAACUAGUCGUAGCAGCACAUUAAGCAGCAGCAGUGGUGGUGCAGCAAGAAGCAACAGUAUGCGUGGUGGUGGUAGUACAAGUACAGCAGAAAAAUUAUUAAGACCUUUUCCUUUAAUGUUUACGAGUAAUGAAUUAGAGGAUUUAUUUUCCUUAAAUGUUAAUCAUUGGAUGUAUGUACGUAUGUUCCCUAUGGGGGUACUGCUGCUGCUGCUUACUCUUGCUAUGUGGCCUCUUCUUGCAUGGAGUUUUGAUCAACAAAAGGCAUUUGAUCAUAAAAGUAAUAUUGGUAUUAUGUUCAAUGCUGCUAUGGGUAUUACUAUGCUCUCCUCUGCUGCUCUUGCUGCUGCUGCAUGCAUCGCUAAAGCUAAGGGAUAUGCAGAACAUCUCACCACUCUUGCCGUAUUCGUUUUGGUGACAAUGUGGGGUGUAUGGAACGGCGUAGCUAGUUAUAGUUUAGAGGCGCAAGUUGAUGAUAAAGAUGAAUUUAGAUCAACAGAAGAAAGUACUGCCUUAGAGGCAUGCACAGCAAUGAGUUAUUUAUAUGGACUUUUACCUGUAGUCAUUAUUGAUGUUGUCCUACCAUCCAGGACAAAAUAUUCCUGGUUAAUUCAUAUUUCUUUCUUCGGCACGAGUGCAGCAACAAUUGUUGACACGCGUCGUCGUGUAGAGCGUUUGGAGUCGGAUUUGAAACGUCAGCGUUCUCGUGGUGGUGCCUCGACCUCAUUAGAGCAUUUAGUUCAAUUAGUGAAGCAAAUGCAAGAAUUAAAUCAUUUAGCAUUAUCAGCAGCAGGAGAGAGUAUGCGUGCUGCUGAUGUACGGCUGCAGUUGCAAGAAAGUCGUGCAUUGCUGCAGCAAUGUUUGUCAAUUCUUUGUACUACCACCAAUCUUUAUGCUGUUAAUUUUAGUCCAUUAGAUAAUGUUGAACAUUUAGAUAUAAUACAAGCAUUAUUAAAUGAUAAGAAUGCUCUACCUAAGGAUUGGUUCCGUCGUAAGGAAACCUUACCUGGUGCUGCUGGUGCUACUGGUUCUCCUGAUGCUCCAACACCUACUACAAGACAGCAGCAGCCUGGGGAUCAGAAUCAUACCCGCAGUAGCAACAGAAGCAGCAGCAGCAGUAGCAGCAGCAGUAGCAGCAGCGGGAACAAUUUCACAUUACGCAGCAACUCCAAUACACACACUGCUCAUCCCUCCGAGCAGACGCUACUAGAGGAUAAACCACACCCAACAGCAGCAGAUACAGCAGCAGCAGCAGCAACAACAGCAGCAACAGCUGCAGCAGUAGCUGCAUCUGCUGCUGCUGAUACACAUACAUCCCAUGGAACCGUCUCUCCCCCCGUUGGACCACCUCCUCUACCUGCUGCUGCAGGAGUAUCAGCAAGUGGUAUACAACCAUCAACACCUCCACCGUUAACAUCAGCAGCUGCAGCAGGAGCAGCAGCAGCAGCAGCAACAGCAGCAUCUUUAUCUUCAUCAUCCCCACCCCCUCCCCCUUCAGCCAGACGAACAACAGAGGCACUUAAGCAGCAGCAGCAGGCCGUUGCUCAGCUUCUGCCUAUCCCUCGUAGCCGCAGGGGUUCCCAAUCAGGAGAAGAAGGGGGAGGAAACCCUCAUGAGGAAACAACAGAAAGAAACAGUAACCGUAGCUCUGUACUAUCAGAUAUGCUUCUUAUACCAAGAAGAACAAGCAAAGCAACACAUGAAAGACAUACAGCAGGAGAAGAUAAACUUAUACGAGUCUCUUAUCUAUUCUCCCCAGGUCUCACUGGUGGUUCAACAUUAUCUGGUUCAUUAGGUGAUUGGCGUUUUGAUGUAUUAAAUUAUGGAAUGGAGUGUAAUUCUCCAUUACCAGAAAUGGGAUUUAUGUUAUUAAGUUAUUUUUGUAUUGAAUCAAAUUUAUGCUCAGAACAAACUAUCGCUAAAUUCCUUAGAGCUAUUGAUAAACAUUAUCUUCCUGUUCCUUAUCAUAAUGCAUUACAUGGACUCAUGGUUGCCCAAAAAACGUUUGCCUUGCUGAGUUUAUUGUCUCUUGUAAAGAGCCGACAGCCGCGAGAUAUUGCUCUUAUUCUUGUUGCAG